UCGCAGGCGCACCACGCGAUCCGCUUUAGCUGCUGUUCAAAGACAGUCGCACAUGCAUAUUGUAACACGCGCGGGAAAUACAGCUAAUCGCAUUUGUGGUGCCGGUGCUAAUUUCGUACGAACUUUUGUUUACUGUGGCAGUGUUGGAAUAUAAGAAUUGAAGUGAUUUAUUACAUAUAGUCUAUAGUAAACAUAGUAACAGAAUUAUAGUUGGAGUUUUUGUAGUAGCGUCAGUAACGUAAUCGGGGCAGAUAAUAUUAACGGUUGGCUCCGCGCUCGAGUGUGGCAGACCACAAGCAUGACGAGUGCCAGCGUCUGCGCCUGUACUCUCGUGCUUUUCUUACUAAUACGAACUACAUUCGGACAAGAUUACGAUGUUACGGACAUCCAGUGCACAUUUGCAAGUACAGGAUCUGGUCUUCGGGACUCGGUGUCAGCGUUGCUUCGAAAACCAGAAGGAUUCCGGGGAGCACCGUUAUUCGCUGAUGACCGCGCCACCGAUCCGGUAGUCGACUCCGUCUGUCAGAUCAGACCCGAAUCUGAAGAUCCCACGGGAUUACUAUAUAGGCUUAAGAUUACUGACUUCACGAGAUGCGGAGUACUAAAACGUAAUGGAUUCGUCCAUGUCCGCGUGUGGUUCCCACAGUUUCCGGGCGUGGUGAUGCAGUCUGACCAAGAAUUGAUCAUCAUGUGCAAGCCCCCUGAACCCACCAUUAUAGAAAACAAGGCCGCGGGUUUCGCCGGCAGUUUUCCACACGGAGCUCGCGUGUCUGGAGUUGUUGAAGAGACACCAGGCCGACUUGAGUACGAAGUGGCUCUGUACAAGGAAGCGCCGCCCGUGUCCCGCCACACCAACCACUCCGUCGACUUACCUGUCGAUCAGGCGGUACCGAUCGGCACAAAGCUGCAGUUGCGCGCGCGCAUUAGCGCUGAAUCUGCAUGGCGUCAUUUGAAGUUGCUAGAAGUGGCUGUAUCUCCGGACCCCGACCGUCCACACGCACCGGGUGCCGUACUGCUCGUGAAAGACGGGUGCCGUAACCGUGACUUCGCAUCAAUUAUCCCACACCAACCAGCCAGAUACAGAGAACGACAUAAUGAGGUCUUUUUAGACUUUGAAGCAUUUCUACUGGCCUCUAUGAAGGAACGUUCUACUCUUUGGAUACACUCACAAAUCAAAGCUUGCAUGGAUGCAGCCGAUUGUCAACCUGAUUACUGCAUUGACUUAUUUGAACCCUCAGGCCAUGGGCGGCGACGAAGGUCUUUGCCUGAAGUAAUUGAAAACCGCAACGUUACAAACUCGGCUCUUAGCACCAACAAUGGCACAACGCCGUAUACAAGGUUCAAGGAGAACCUAGAAUAUACAGUUGUAAUGCCAGGAGAGUUGUUCCACAGAACGCCAUUAGAGGCGACGUGUGCCACCUCAAUGAUGGUUGCAGUAGUUCUGGGAGCAUUACUCUUUAUGUCAGCUUUAUUGAUGUGCUACUUAGCAACCAAGUUGAAUGCAACAAUACUCAAAAACAACAACAUCCAAGCACCAACCGGGAAAGGAUUCGAACAGAUUCUGCGCGAGUUAGCGCACCAUUCGCUGCCUGACACAGGCUACGCUGGCCGACCAACCGUACAAUGAUCUAGAUUUCUUAAUCUACAUUAUAAGAGAUUUUCUUAAUUCAAACUCAUUAUUGCUUCAAUUAGCAAAAAGCAUUUGUUUGCGGCACAAAGUAUUAUUUAAGCAGUAUCACAGAAUGCCUAAUAAGUACUUAGUCUAUUUACACAGAAAGCUCACGUACUUCAUAAGUUAAUUAAAAAAACAGCUAAACUGUUACGAAUGCAACAUGAUUAAUCUAGUUCGAGCACUACUGCCGGUCGCGUCGUUAUUGGUAAAUAAUUAUUGGUGUAUCCUUUAAAAAGUAUAUUCCAAGCAAAAAUAUAUUGGUGAGGUUAAAGCAGGAAGAUAUUCUAAAACUAAUUUCGAGAAUGAUAUUCAACUCACGCAAAUACAGGAAUAUUUGCGUAGGUACAAAUUCAAUUGCAACUACCAAGUUUAAUAUUUCAAUUAGAUAUGAUGUUAAACAAACAAUAACAUUUUGAAACAAUACAUUCAUACAUCUGAAAAUAAGUAUCAUCGUAACUAAUAGACGAGUAGUGGCCGAUAGUGUAACAAUAUUUUCAAUUUAAUUUACGUAUUUAACAUCAAGAUUACCAAUAAUAUAAAAUAAUGACUAGGAUCUAGAUCUUGGAACAAAGACUAACACGUGUUUAAAUUGUCUUGCUUUUGAGUGCAAUAUAGCCAGACUUCGGUAGUUAUUUAGUCUGUGACACAAUAUACCCAUUUAUAUGUAUUAUAUACUUAUUGUCAGAUUGAAGUAGAUUUGUAAGAAACAUUAUGCUAAAAAAAACGCGCAAUAAACAGAGGCAUGGGGCAUAUGUGUUCAAUAAAGCCAGUACAAUAACUUUUUGCAUAUAAUGAUAGAAUAGUAAAUUCACUCGCGCUAACGGUGUACUCUGACGAUGCAUUAGCGGGACAAAACAGGAUGAGAAUAAAGUCAAUAAGUCAUAGUGGCAAAUUCAUUAUGCUCUAACCACGAUCGUUUUUAGUGAAGACCAGGAGAAGGUGCUAACUUUAGCACCUUGAACAAAGAAUUAGAUAGUAGUAUAUGAAAACAGACAAGGUGAAAAUAUCUAAGAAGUUAUUCGCACUUCAUUUGUAAUAAAUGCAUUUAUUUAUAACAUAAGAAAUCAAUCAUUUUAAGUGUCUACAUUACGUAAGUAGAUAGCUAGUUCAAUGGUUUAAGUCAGGGGUGUGCAACCUUUGCAUCGACGGGCCAAUUUAAAUUUUAAAAUAUAUUGGCGAGCCACACAUAAAGUAACUUAUUAUAGUUUACAAAAUUUCAUUUAUAAUAAACAUUACAAUAUAAUGGUAGUAAAGAUUUCACAUACAAAUUUUAAUGCAAAUUAAAAACACGCGCAGACGCGGCUCACGUACGUAUUGCAUGUGUGAACAAGUCGCCGACAAGUGAGUAAAUCGUCAGAAAAAAAUGUUUCGGUUUAGUAUGUACUAUCAUUUUAUUAUAAUGAAUUUUAUAACAAUAUAUUGAUGGGAGAAAGACGAAAAAGUAAAUUUAACUUUAGAAAUACUUGGCGGGCCGAAUAAACAUGUUUACGGGCUGCAUGCUACCCGCGGGCCACGCGUUGCUCAUCCCUGGUUUAAGUAAUAGAUAUGGACCUAUGGAAAUUAAUAAAUCUUUCAAACUUUAAUAUAUUCAACUGAAUAAAUAAUUACCUAGUUAAAAUAUAAAUUAUGAGACAAGAAAGUGAGCGCAAUCCUUAAAGACAACACUUCAGCUCACACCAGGUUCAUUCAAACACGCGGAAUGUAGGUACUAACUAAUUCUUAUUUAUUUUGUGUAUAAGUGGGUACCGUAACUUGAAUGUAAGCAGUAACGGGUUUUCCUGUGAUUCAUCCUUAAUACGAAUUUUUAUUGUACGAUUUUUUCGCUAGAAAUAUACAUAAUAUUAUAAUUCUUUAUAUAUUGUUACAUACUUAAUAUGGACAUUACUUAUGUACGUAAACUAGGAAAAAGUAAAAUAUUAGGUAUAAAAUUAUGGUACCUACAUCAAUACCAGAUAUAUAUAGUUCAAUCAGCUUCUGACAUGUAGUACAAUCUGAUAUUAUUUUAAUCCUUAAUUUAUUGGUUCACAAACUAGUACCCAUCUGGGUGUAGUAGUAGUAGUGGUUUAUAUACGAUAUAAAUAUGGGAAUGAACAUCGAGUUUAUAUUCUUUCCUUUGUCACAAUUUACGUUUUAUUAGCUAUCUACCUAGGUACAUCUUGCUCGUUAGAGAUGUAGAUUUAAUUAUUAAAUAGGUACAUAGAUAGUUCUAAUUAGUUAAUAAAUUAUGCUUAAAUCUUGAACUUAUGACUGAAAAAUAACAAGUAGGUAUAUUUUACGUAAGUAUUACUUUAAUUUUUUUCAGUCAUGACCAUCAAUCACUACUUAGCCAUAGUUCAUUUAAAUUAAGUAAGUUCUAAUAGCAGUAGAAUUAAGUAAGACAUAGAUAAUUGUUCAAAUGCUAAGGUAGACAAAUUAGAUAAGUGCAUUUUAUAUACAACGGUAAAUUAAACGGUAUGAAAAAGUGCUUGCAGGUUAUUUGGUAGGUACUAAAAAAGUAAUGUCUAGGUAGAGGUAUA
Achroia grisella is the source of this 4188-nucleotide messenger RNA. RefSeq lists its product as uncharacterized. Lineage: Eukaryota; Metazoa; Arthropoda; Insecta; Lepidoptera; Pyralidae. The transcript is spliced from 9 exons. The record is from RefSeq and is a predicted model, not a curated record. The coding region runs from base 299 to 1627 and encodes 442 amino acids.